Messenger RNA from Artibeus jamaicensis (Jamaican fruit-eating bat), 1623 nucleotides. RefSeq names its product zinc finger CCHC-type containing 9 (gene ZCCHC9). NCBI's taxonomy places the organism in Eukaryota, Metazoa, Chordata, Mammalia, Chiroptera, Phyllostomidae. Bases 118 to 807 code for a protein of 229 amino acids. The transcript is spliced from 5 exons. The record is from RefSeq and is a predicted model, not a curated record. Gene Ontology annotation, molecular function: nucleic acid binding; zinc ion binding.
CAGAGCGGUGGAGUGGCUUCCGUGGUUUCCUGGGACCCGGCUGCGGGGCAGAGGGCCUGGCUGCUAGGCACCCAGGGGCCCUCAGCACCAGCUUGAUACAGAACCUCUGGUAAAACCAUGACUCGAUGGGCCCGAGUUACCACCGCACAUAACAAAAGACCCUUGCCUGCAACAUCAUGGGAAGAUAUGAAGAAGGGGUCCUUCGAGGACAAGAGCCAAAACCUCCCAAAGAGUAAACAACGUGAAGCCAAUAGGCUGUCCCUUAAAAAUGAUGCGCCCCAAGCAAAACACAAAAAGAACAAGAAGAAAAAGGAGUACUUAAAUGAAGAUGUGAAUGGAUUCAUGGAAUACCUAAGACAAAACUCCCAGAUGGCUCACAAUGAGGAGACUAUAGCAACAAACAGUCAGGAAGUAAGGGAAGAAAUUGCAGUUGCUUUGAAAAAAGAUAGUCGCAGGGAAGGAAGACGAUUAAAAAGACAAGCAGCAAAGAAAAAUGCAAUGGUAUGUUUUCAUUGUAGACAACCUGGCCAUGGGAUUGCAGAUUGCCCAGCUGCCCUCGAGAAUCAAGAUAUGGGCACUGGAAUAUGUUACCGAUGUGGAUCUACAGAGCAUGAAAUAACCAAGUGCAAGGCUAAAGUAGACCCAGCUCUUGGUGAAUUUCCUUUUGCAAAAUGCUUUGUUUGUGGGGAAAUGGGGCACCUGUCCAGAUCUUGCCCUGAUAAUCCCAAAGGAGUCUAUGCUGAUGCUCUACAAACAGUAUGGAGGCCUGGGCCUGGAAAAACGCUCAAGUGUGCCUUUGAAUUUUGAGCCCGUGAAGCAGGUCCUGUAACAUGAUAAAUGAACGAAGAUGGUUUUGGGUGGUCAACCAAAAUGAUGAAAUAUUUUUUUAAAAAGUGCAGCAAGAAGAGUAUACUGCAUAGAAGCGAGAGGUUUAUAUUCUGUAGGGACAUUUUUUGAGUAAGUUACUUAACAUUAUGUGCAUGCUCAUGAUGACGCUUGACCAUUAUGCAGAAAACUCAUUUUAGAAACCACUCCUGUAAUGUUGCUUAAAGUAGGUACAUAGGCAUUUUAAUUAGGGCUAGAUAGGAGGCAUAGAAACAAAAGUUGAUUUUUAUUCCUUUCAUAACUGCUCACCUGCAUCUGACCUAUACUGCACAGCAGUGGUUUCUAACCUUUUUUUUGGGGGGGGGUGAAUUGGGGGGUGGUCAGUGAUCAUUGGAGAAUGUGAUAAUGACUGUGGACAUCCUUGACAAAUAUAUCACACAGAUUUUGCUCACAGGUUUAAGAGUUCACAAACCCUUGCCUAUCCAACCAUGGUCCAGGCUUCUGUGCAGUAGCUCUUGGACAUUCCAGAGGACAAGUGUCUUCUAUCAUACUUCUUCCCUCCUUCCCACUUCUCCCUGAAGGCCAGGUGCAACAAAAGGGUAGGCGCAGUUCAGUGCUCUGUGAGGUCAAGAGGAUGGAGAAUGCACUUAUCAAUAGGAAUGGUGGCACCCAUGGGUGUUCCUGGCUUCAGCUACCUUUGCAAUUGACAAGGUCAGGAGGACCAGCUAAGAUAUGAAAGUGCUUUGAGAUUUUAAGAGCCCCAUGUAGUGUGAGUGGUUUUCAAUGACUUUGUUCUUU